Messenger RNA from Penicillium crustosum, 615 nucleotides. RefSeq lists its product as uncharacterized. Bases 1 to 615 code for a protein of 204 amino acids. The transcript has 2 exons. Gene Ontology annotation, molecular function: FMN binding. The record is from RefSeq and is a predicted model, not a curated record. Lineage: Eukaryota; Fungi; Ascomycota; Eurotiomycetes; Eurotiales; Aspergillaceae.
AUGAGUACACCGUCAGAGAACCUACAGCCUGCCCCAUGGCGCGAUAUCCUUAGCUCUCAUCUCGAACAAACACCUGGAUAUAAAUUCACAAUUGCAACAAUUGGCUACAAUGCUCAACAGCGUCCUGUACCUCGCGUGCGAACCUGCGGCUGUCGUGGUUUCUUCCCAGAACUCGAGCUCCACCAUAAGGGCCAGGAAGCUAUGGAUCAGCAGGUGGAAGGUGGUGGCAAUCCACCCGUGUUCGAAAGUGACAUGCUGUCAUUUACCACCGAUGCUCGAAUGGACAAGCUUCCUCAGCUGGAGUCCUCUGGUCACGCGAUUGAAGCAGUGUUCUGGCUAAAGGAUCUCAUGACUCAGUGGCGCAUCAAGGGGACGGCAUAUGCAAUCGGCAACCCAAGUGGAGAGGAUGCAGAGGAAGAGAAGACUUCUCGAAAUGAGAUAAGAAAAGCAUUAAGGGUCAAGGGGGUAAUGACAGUGACGUCGCAAAGUGGACAUGGGAAAAGGCUGUCACAAAAUACUUUGCAAACCACUCCCCUAUCGCAAGAGGUUCUUUCCGAAACCCUCACCCUGGACAACCUAGAUCCUCAACUCCCAGCCAACCGGAUCUCAAACUAG